Prorocentrum cordatum is the source of this 809-nucleotide messenger RNA. NCBI's taxonomy places the organism in Eukaryota, Dinophyceae, Prorocentrales, Prorocentraceae. The record is from the annotation of a GenBank genome assembly.
AUGGCCGUCUUUGUCGUGACGCGCGCCCCGCCGAGGGCGCUCUAUGCGAAGCCGUGCGCCCGGCGCUUCGCAGGUCCUUUGCGGCGGCCGGCCCCUGCGGCGGCCCGAUCGCUGGCGCGCUUGCCGGAGGCGGCCCCCCAGAUCGGCGGCCUCAGUGGCAGCUCCGCGCCGGCGCUCCCGCUGUGCUGCCUCCUGGCCUGGUGCCUGGUGCGCUGGGGCGGGCCGGCGGCCGCCCUCCUCGGGGAGGCAGCGCGGUGGGCGAUGGGCUCCGAGGCCCUGCAGCGGGCACUGCUGUCCCUGCCCGUGGCGUCGGCGGCCGGCUUCGCCAUGGGCGCCGCUGGGCUCGGGGCCGGCAUGCUGUCCGUCAACGGGCUGGUUCACACGCCCGGACUGCAGAUGCACCAGCUGGAGGCCGUGGCCACGAGCAUCGUGGCCCAGUCCGCCUCGUCCGUCGCCGCGGGGGGGCACUGGCUGCAAAGCGGACACAUCGACUUCAAGGUGGCCGCCUGCCUGGGGCUCUGCAGCCUGCCAGGGGUGGCCCUCGGCGCGCAGCUUGCGCAGGGGCUGUCCGACUGGACGCUCCGGCUGGUGUGCGCGGGCGUGAUGUGCCUGGUACUCUGCCCCCUCGCGGUCUACCAGCUGGUGGCGUCGCGAUCCCAGCGGCCCAGGCCGUGCGGCGCUGGCGGCGGCGCCUCCGACGAGGCGGAGCGCGGAGCGGCCGGGAGCGCCACGCCCUCGGACGGCGGCCCCGCCCCGGCGGGCCUGCGGGCGGGGCUGCGGCACUGCGCCGUGGGCAACGUCGCUGGCCG